Pocillopora meandrina is the source of this 8423-nucleotide messenger RNA. Lineage: Eukaryota; Metazoa; Cnidaria; Anthozoa; Scleractinia; Pocilloporidae. The record is from the annotation of a GenBank genome assembly.
AUGGGAAGUUGCUGCUGCACUGCACCACAGCACCAACCUCCUGAACAUCGGAACAAGCCACUGGUACGAAUGUGUUCAUCAGGAAAUCACUUUCCCAACUUUGCUGAUAUUGGAGAUAAAAUUGUCCUUUUUGUUGAUUUUGGCAAAAAUUUUAAGCCACUCCCUCGCAGAAAUCAGGCUCACUCUUUAGGUGGGGCUACUGCAGGACCACAGUGGCCUGAUCAGCGUCACCAUGGUGAGAAGGAUACACAAUAUGAGGUGAGACUUAAGAAGUCUUUGUCAAACCUGGUGUUCUAGAGUUAACAAAAAUUUUACUACAUGUUGAAGGUGGUCUUCCAAAAAAAUUCUAGUCAUUAAUAUACCCACAAGGACAAAACCUAAAACACCCAACCAACAGGCAGUAAUUGUCCAACAGCUUCUUUAGUUGGAUGACAACCAAAUGGUAUUUUAUGACCCCAUAGACUAUGAUACCUUUUCUACCAUAAACCAUUACUUUCUAUGACAUGAGUGCAGCAUUUAAGGUUGAAAAGUGAUUUCAUUUCUUUUUUUAUGAUUAAAAGCUGAAGAUUUCUAUUGGGUGUUGGUUGAUAAAAGCAAGACACAAGUCAGCUCUCAUGCAUGGAAAUCAAGAGAAAAUAAUUAUUUCCUAUUUUUAGUUUAAAUCUACUACUCAUUCAAAACCUAACAAGAAGGCAGGUUCAUGUUUUUAUUAUAUUAUUUUACAGUAACUCAGUGGUAGACUACACACUUAAAUCACUAUCCAUUGACAUAUUUAAUCUGAUUUGUGAAAAAAUGGUCAGGCCUAAUUCCUCCACAUUAACCCACCUAGGAUGAGCCAGCCUGUUUUAUCUUAGGCACCCCACCUUCAUGUAUCAUUAUUAUCAUCAGCAAUAUUAUAACCAUGAUUACUUCGUUAUUUUAGAAUUUGUAGCUUCCCCUGCUCACUGGUAGAAUGAUUCUUAAAAUUUUUGUUGCAGAUAAAGUUUGCAGGACUCCAAGCUUUCUUGAAAAGGAUAAAACCAAAAGAGGAAAAUUGUACAAGUUACCGCUCAGAAGUAAAACUUUUAAUGACAGAUGACAUUCUAAGAGAGCCUGGUGGGUUGGUGAAAUUUACUAUACCAUACUGUGACAGUGAGGGUCAGUAUUUGGGCGUAAUUACUGAACAAGAUCAUGAAUAUGAUGCCAGUCACAGAGUCUACAAUCGUAAGUACCCAUCAGCUAUCAAAAAACUUUGGCUGUUAUUAUAAGUAUAGUGAUGAGGUGUGGAGGAAUUUGUUUUCUGAAAUUGACAAUGAAUGUAAUUCUCCCUGUUCCUAUUACUAUCCAGCUACUUUGACCUCGAAAGAUGAAAGAAGAAGUGUAGAUUUCAGCCAUCACAGCUACUAUUUGUGUAGCACAUGGCAACUACUUUUGCAAUUAAUGGGUAGAACAUACAAAAAACUGUAAAUUAUGAAAUUUUCAGAUCCAAUAUGGGAUGAAUUAAUAGUACAUAACGGGGAAAUAAGAGAUGAUAUUCAGCGUCGUACAUCAACAAGACUGGUUGAAGGGACAUAUGGUUCCAUGGCACGACACAGAGCCAGAGAAUCUGCAGUUAUAGAGGGACCAAUGGAUCAAGUAGAUGCUGAAGCUGGAACAAGUGGUAGUCUAGAGUAUUUAAGUGCAACACAUGAACUGGACCCUCUGCUAGGGGUAAAUAUCAGAACUUCUCUAUAUGUGGAGAAAGAUGUUUGUUGUCUUGUCACAAGUGUGGGAGAAAGAAAAAAUUCUGAGUUCCCAUAAAGAAUUGAACCUCAGACCUUCAGAUUCCAUGCUCCAAUACUUUACCACUGAGCCACAGAGACUCUUCAGUGAGUGAGGUCUAUUACAAAGUUCAUAUGACAUGCGUCCUGCAUACUGCAAGGAUCAGCAAUGUCAAUAGCGUCAUGUUUGUAAAUAGAAUAGGAGAAAUUGGUCUCUCCUCUUCUAUUUUUUGCAUUAUGCCUCACAAAUGUUUUCUUUAGAUAUUUACCUGACAAUAAGUCUUGCAGAUUCUUUCGACAUUUAAGUGACCAAAACAUCUUGCUCUUAAUUUUACAUCAGUGAUCCUGCAGAAAAGAAAACUUACUGAAUUGAUUAAGUCAUCAUCUUCUUUCCCUUUUAAAAGUCUAGUUCAUAUACCUCAACCAUAUUUCAUGAUUGAAAAUGUCAUAUCAAUAAGAGAGUUACAGAUCAAUUUAAGAUCAAGUCAGUAAUAAAAACAGUAUAUCUUUAAACUUACUUACAGAUCUCCUUUGUUUUCAUAGCAACCACCACGUGCCAAACGUUACUGGCCAGAUUCCUGGGAGAUGUCUUGUUGGCGGCCUUGCUGUGAUCCAAUCCUGCGUUCAGAAAACUGGUUCACAAGAUUUUUGGCCAUGUUCUUUGUGGCACCAUUAACCAAUGUAACUGGUUUAAGUCUGUACUAUCAACUGUACCUUGUUGAAAUAUUUCACCUAAGAUUUAAAACAAAGCUUGGACACUAUUUAUUCAUGGUAGGUUUUAAAAAAGUAUAGUGUCUUGCAUUAGAUUAAUAUGGACUUGUCCUACAGACUCCAACAAUAUGUAGUGCCAUUCCUCUUUUCAUUAACUGGUAACUGUGGAAUGGCUCUAGCUUACUUUGAUUGUAAUUCUAGGUUUGGUUUAAUUGUAGCUGUAAUUAUGGCUAUCACAUACACUCUAAUUAUGAAUACAUGUUAAUCACAUUACCAAAAUUCUGGUGUAAAUAAUUCUGUGUAAUUUAAGACCCAGUAUUGGCCAGUAUGAAUUGAGCACCUCUGUUUUUGUUAUGUUUUUUCCAAGAAGUCAAGGCCAGUAUUAUUUUCCACAAGCUUGUAGAAAAAUCAAGAUUAGGUCUUUACAUGCCCAAAUCAUGGGCGCAUGGUUGCUACUCACCCAAUUUAUAUGGCUACAUGGUUAUCAUUUAAUCAAUAGACCAUAUGUGUCACUUUGCAAACAACAGGCAGAAAAGGAAAUUAAGCAUUUUCCCAGUGGGAUCCAUUGAACUGAACUUCUUGGAUUUUUUUUCUAAGUUCCUGGUGUUAGGUUACUAAGCGUCACCUAUCCAAGAGGUCUUAAAGGGAGUUAACAUUGUCUCGGCAAGGUUUUCAGGUUUUAAGUUGUGUAUAACUUUCAAUGAGCCCAUUUAAAGAGUGACAUUUCUGUUCAUACAUUUUUUCUCCUAGCCACUGAUUGUUAUGAUGAUGCUAUGUUUCUUCGCCCAGUGGAGAUUUGAUCGUGACUGCUACACAUUAGCCAACACUGAAGUGCUUGUUUGGAAUGGAGCUGCUGUCUUUGCUUUCUUUCUUCUCUUCUGGUAUUGUUUGUGGGGUCUUAUCCAAAGAACACCUUGUAUGGGGGUAUGUAGUCUUCAUAAAAUUCAUUAACCCUUUAACUCCCAUGACUCACCAAGAUAUAAUUUUUGCUUACAAUAUUAAAAGUAUCAAACCAACAAGUGAUGAGAAUAAAGAAAAAUAUCAAUUAAGGGAUUAAGAGUCAAUCCAAUAUCAAAUUCUCCAAACUAACAUCAUAAGGAUCAUAUGGCAGACCGUAAAAAGAAUACCUGAUGAGAUCCUUGAAGUGAUAGAAUUAAACCUUCACAAGAGAAUAUCGACAAUUGAUAUUCUCUUCAGUGGACUUUGAUGUAAAUGAAAUUUAAUGUUAGGGUUAUUCAUUAAUCUAAAGAUGCCAAAGUGUUGACCUUUUUUUGGAGUUCUUAAACUAGGCUUGAUUUUGCAGCCCUCACAUGUCAGGUCUUUGCUCCUUUGUUCCUCCCCAAUAGGAAGAGCAUGGACACCAUACAGCUUCUGGUUCUCAAGUGUUAACCCUAAACCAUUAAGAGUGACUAGCAUCUAAUUUCUCCUUACAAUAUAACCACUGAAUCACACAUUAAUGUGAUGAGAACAGAGGAAAUUAACUAAAGAAACUCUUGAUUCUUAGACAAAUUCUCCUUUUCAGCACCUUAGUUAAUGUACAGAGUACAGUAUGGAGAACAUGAAUACCAAUGUUACAGUGUUAAAGGUUAGCCCAACUGGCCCUGUGACUGGAAGCAUCAUGCCUCAUUUAGUUUAUAAUCAUAAAUCUCCGGGGCAAGAUCAUUUUUAAAAUCCAUCAGGAAUCACAAAACUUCUGUCAUUGUAUGUGUUGCAUUAAUUUUUUAACCACAUUUAUACCAUUGUCUAAAUCCCUCUUAAUUUCCCCUGCCAAAAUAAUAAUUUUCCUUUAAUUUGCUUCUUUUAGUUUUUCAUGAUUGUGCCUUUGGCUGUCAUGUACAUUCUUGCAAACAUCACUUUUCAAAUGGCAGUGAAGAAUUCUGCACCGCAGAGCUUGAACUGUGAAACUUGUUGGAAUCAUACAAAUCACCUGUCAAACCAUGUGAAAUACUAUAAUGCAUUCCAGCUGAUGUACUGGUACUUCAAUCCUGUCUUGUGGACAUUAGUUUUGUGCCUCUGUCAAGCAAUCAGUCAUAGCUUUGAACGUAAGUGGCAUAAUUACUUAGGUAGCCAGAGAAUAGGCCACCAUCAGUGCUCAUAGCAUGUUGAGUAGCAAAAACAUUUUAAUCCCAGCCCUCCUUCUCUUAUCAGCUUUUACAUCACUUAUUGCUGCCCCAGUCAUGCCACAGCACCAGUUAGAGCUUGCUCACUAGCUGUAAUUUGUUGUGUGGUAGGCCUAAUUUGGUAGACUUCACUAUAUCAUUCAAACUAUUCUUGAAAUAAUUAAAACAAACAAGCUGUCAGUUUGAAAUUGAGAAAGUGCUUGAAACCUCUGUACCCUCUCACAAAGAAAUAUGAGAGGGUGAAUGAGAGCAACCUGAAACAGUCAUAAAUUGGGUAGCAAACUUAUCACAUUUGGAAAGCUUCAAUAAUGAAGUAUUAUUCCCACUGAUAACUAGUCAAUUUUUAAAAGUUUAAAAUCAACUCCUUACAGCCAAGAUUCCACCACGUGUUAAUCAGACCAACCACUGGAUGAGUUGUGAUAUAAUAUGUAAGACUUAUGGUUUUCCCAAGACGUUAUUGAUUUUCAUGGCACAAGCUAUCUUCGGAACCAUUGAUGAGGUAAUCACACUUGGAUUAUGUUGUUGCAAUUUGUUUGGUGAGGUGAUACCCAGCAGAAAAAAUGUAAUUAUUUUUGACAAUUCUCAGGCCAACAGAGGCAAACGCUAGCUGAGCAUAAAGUGCGAGUCAGGUUAAGAGGAGUGCAAAAAAAAAAAAAAUUAAACCCUGUUUGUCUCCAUUCGCCUGAAAAUUGUAAACAAAUUUCACCUGUUCUGCAGGCUAGUAAGGUGGUAGUAACUUGACACAGUGACCCAGCCAACUGAAUUGAAACCCAACCUUACAUCCCACAUUUAAGUGCACUCAGGGCCAUUAAGCCUUUGUUUCUCACUCUAAUUUCUCUUUUUAACUGGGUGUACUUUUCUAACAGCUUAUGGCAUCACCAAGGCUUCUUCCCCUAUUGAUCCUACGAGUUUGUUUCACUCUUGGAUAUAGUCCAAAGGAAUGGAAAGUAUUGAAGAUAUUGGUUAAAAAGUCAUUACAAUAUGGUACGCAUUUGUUAUCGAGUAUGGAAAGUAAGUGCUGUAGUAAAGAGACUCAACAGUUUAUUUGAAAACUUUCAAACUUUGAGUCUUAAUUUGGCUACCCUCAUUUAUGCUCAGUGGCAGAUUGAGAGGAAGGGUUCAGCCAGGAGAUUUGGAUUCCCCUCCCAUCAUGCCUUCCUGAAACAAAAAUUCUCAAACUGACAAGAUCAAAUAUUAAUUCUCAACGAACUGUGAACCCAUGGGCAAGGAGGGAGGGGGAGAGGUCAAAAUUCAUUGAUUUAUCCCAACCCAUAAAUCUCAUCUUGACUCAAAAUUGACCAUGUGAUCAUGUGAUCAAUGUGACUAAUAAAUAUUAAUGAUAGGUUAUUCUGACCUCAACAGGGGACCCAGCAUUGGACUACAUUGGCACAGGUGGGGCUGAUUAUCUUCCCAAAGAUUCAGUGAUACCUGGUAGGUAUACAAUAUAUGUGUGACAACAAAAACAGCUGAAGAGUUUUCUACUUACUCAAAUGUUGCCUUUUGACAUCAAUGAAAUGUCAAACUGAAACAUGGUGAGAAUAAUGACAAAGAGAAACAUAAUCUAAACUGGAAAAUAACUAUUUUUGGAAAAUGCUACAGUAACAACCAAAGCUUUUUCUUAAAAUCCAAGAGGUGAUGUACAGAGUACUUCUCAAAAAUAACAUUUCCUUUAUCUUACAAAAUACCAACAGACAAUCCAGUCAGCUUCACACCCUUGAAGACAUCAAGUCUCUCUUUCCCUGACCAUACAUGCACUCUCACGUUUACAGAGCUCCACAAAAAUGAAAAAGUUAAAUGCAUAACUGAUAAAGGUUAACAAACUGCCUUUGUGAAUUUUGGAUAACUAGGCUUUUGAGCAACUAAAGUAACUCAAGUUGAUGGUCAACUACAUGUUUCACUGGUCUGCCAAAACAGCACAAGAUGAUUUCUUUGAAAACUUACAAGUAACUACAAGAAACUCUACUUCUUUGGCAACACCAAAUGACCAAAUGGGUACCCUUAACUAUUAAACACAGUGACUUUUAAAUUAGCUGAGAUAAAGACAAACUUUUACAUUCAUAAUCACUCCACAACUACAAGAAAGUUUCUCGUAGGUCCUCUUGCCAGAGGUUAGCAUGAAUGGUUCUUCACCUUUUCCUAUCUAUAGACAAUUCCUUAAUAGGAAUUAAAAUACAUCAAAGAUGUACUAUACAGUUUAAUUAGAGUAAAGUUAUAUGGUUUACAUGUACAUUUCUUCUCAAAAUUUUAAUAAGACAAGUUCUCUAUCUGGUCUCCACUUGCAUAAUGUCUUGUUUUUUCCCCUAAAUCACUUGUUUUUUCUUUAACUUUUUGCAGAAGUCUCACUAUCUACAACUGGUACAAGUGGUGAAGCUCUGGAGAACAAUUAUAACAUUGGUUACAACAUAAGUAAGAAUGAGUUAUUUAUAGUAAAUCAUUAGAAUAAGAACAAAACUGUUGAAGUUCAUUUAACAAUCAAGAAGUGUAGUAUAUUUGCUGGAAAAUCAUGCACUGGAAGGCUUUAUCCCUAUAGUAAUUUAACUGUGAGUUUGAAAUUGAGACAGAGACAAUGUCUGAAGGUAAAUAAGGGCCGAAAAAAACUCCAUCACUUGGUUAGCCACCUUCCUCACUAAACAGUACAAACUCUUACCCUGGGAAUAGCAGUCUAGCAUAAAAAAACCCUUAAAGUUUUUAAAUAUGAGAAUGCUACUGCUAGUCAAUUUUCAACAAACUAUAAGAUUUCUUUUUGUCAUAAAUUUUAAGAAACUGAUCCUUUACUGUGCUCUUACAAUGAAAUACAAUGUAAUAGAAAUGACAGUAUCAAUAAAUUUGUACUUGUUUAAUUCUUGUAACAGGAAAACUAAAGAAAACCUUACAAGAGAUGGAGUCCACACUUACUGACAGACAACGCAAAAUACUAACUGACCCCCGCACAAUCCGUUACUGUGCUGAUGACUGGCUAAAACACUACAUCGUGUUGAGGCACUAUGUUGCAAAAUAUGAGCUACAAGUGCAUGCAUAUGGCCCAUUUCGAUCAGGCAAAGAAAACAAGGAAGUUUUGCAUGAUGAUACACGAAUGGAGAGAGACUUUCCCCUUGCUAAGCACAGCAGCUUUAGAAAUUUCUUGCAACAGGUUCGUUUUCACCUCUGGUUGAUGGAAGAUGAGUUCAUAACUAAAAGAGCUAUAUCUGCUUGUUGUGCUAAGGAAAUUUAGUUGAUCAUUACAGAUUGAGUCUGAUCAUACUUUGGUAUGGUACAUGGACAGUGUUUUAGUUCACUUUUAUAGGGGAUUUCCUCAUAAAUGUUUGCUUUAAUUCUUUCAACUGAUAGUUACAGUAUGUUUUUAACCAAUAAGAUAUAGUUUAGUCAACAAUUUUAACCAAUCAUCUUUCUUCAACCCAAUUAAUUCAAAGCAAUUGAAAAAAAAAUUCCUCGUACCCCUUUAUUUUUAUGCUGGUUGUGGAUCUGGACCAAUCAAAUUUGAUGAAAAUAUUGCCUUUUAUGACAACAAAAAUAGAAGUAAAUAAUGAGAGCAAAAAUCUUAAUUAGAUGCUGCAAGAAUGCAGUGCUCUAAACUAGCUCCAUUUCCUUAGUUGGACUCCACAUUCUCAAACAGCAAGAGAAGGUUUCCUAGUUUUAAAAGUUUUAAAAAUUUUCUUCUGCCAUUUUGAGUUCAUUGUAACUUAACAAUGCAACUACGGUCUAAACAGUAAGAGAACUGCAACUUAGAGAAAUGCAAUGGAGUUUAAAUUUUAACCCUUUUGUGAUAUAAAAGAGAAUUUUAUAACUUGUAAAUAAUCAAAUGAAAGAAAAGUUUGUCUUUGCAAGACAGAAGUAGACCACAUUUGUGAAAUGG